AUGGCGAGCAACGAGCAUGGCGCGACCGGCAACAUCUCGACAUGCCAAGGGACUCCAAAUUCUAUUGACCAUGCUGGUGAUACAGUGCUGCCUGAAGCAGUGACAACAGAGAGAUUGAUCGAUAACCCCGUUGAACACUACAGCCGUGACCCCAUGGAGCGGGCGACGACACUCAACGACUUCAUGCGUUUCCUACGCGAAAUGACAUCGGUGGCGAAUCUGGAUGGGCUCAUAUCGCUGGCCCAGGCAUUUUUGUGGGGGGAUCUUGGCAUGGUGUCGUCGUUUCACAAGCAUGGCGUUCCAGUUGUCGUUCAUGGAAGCAAGUCCAACAACCGCGACCUCCGCUGGCACGCUCCCCUUCCCGUGAUUGCGCAUCUCAAACCACCCACGUUUACGUCUGCCAGUGCAAAACAUAAGGGCAUGCCUUCUACCGCGGUGGAAUCUGCUCCAUUGCUUACACCUCCACCUGCAGCAGCCCAUAAUGCUGACGACAUCAUCGAGGAACUGUACCAAGCUCUUCGCAUGCAAGUGCGCGAGUCCAAGGCCAAAAAUUCGAUGCAAGACACGAUACUUCCCGACCAGGCAAAGCGUCCACACCAGCCCAAUGCAUCAAGUACCAAACCGCGAAAGAAACCCCAAACAAGCCACCACUGCGUGAUGGCCACCCACGGCCAUCGAUAG
Aphanomyces astaci is the source of this 681-nucleotide messenger RNA. RefSeq lists its product as hypothetical. Bases 1 to 681 code for a protein of 226 amino acids. Lineage: Eukaryota; Oomycota; Saprolegniomycetes; Saprolegniales; Verrucalvaceae. The record is from RefSeq and is a predicted model, not a curated record. The transcript has a single exon.